AAAACUGUGGUAACACUGGUCGCCGCCCGCCAUCUUCCUUUUCGCUUCUGUCAUUUCCGUGUUCCUAGCGAUUAUUUUAGAUAAUCAAAAUGCAGAACGACGCCGGUGAAUUCGUUGACCUGUACUGCCCCAGGAAAUGCUCUGCGAGCAACCGCCUGAUCCACGCGAAGGACCACGCGUCCGUGCAGCUGGUGAUCGCGGACGUGGAUCCCGCGUCGGGGCGCGCCGCCGAGGGUUCCAAGAUGUACGUGGUGUGCGGCGCCAUCCGCCGCAUGGGCGAGAGCGACGACUGCAUCGUGAGGCUCACCAAGAAGGACGGUAUUCUCACCAAGAACUACUGAUGCAGUUAGUUGUGUAAGAAUAAAUUUAUAAAAUAUAAAAAAAGUAUAAAAUCUGAA
Molecule: messenger RNA, 398 nt
Organism: Cydia pomonella (codling moth)
Lineage: Eukaryota; Metazoa; Arthropoda; Insecta; Lepidoptera; Tortricidae
Gene: RpS21
Product: small ribosomal subunit protein eS21
Exons: 4
Coding region: 90-341 (83 amino acids)
Biological process (GO): endonucleolytic cleavage in ITS1 to separate SSU-rRNA from 5.8S rRNA and LSU-rRNA from tricistronic rRNA transcript (SSU-rRNA, 5.8S rRNA, LSU-rRNA); endonucleolytic cleavage to generate mature 3'-end of SSU-rRNA from (SSU-rRNA, 5.8S rRNA, LSU-rRNA); translation
Cellular component (GO): ribosome; cytosolic small ribosomal subunit
Molecular function (GO): structural constituent of ribosome
Source: RefSeq, a predicted model, not a curated record